AUGGCCGAACCCAUGCGAGAUGGAAAGAUGGUGGACGGGAAGAUUGCUUUGUCGACAUCUCUGUGGGACACUAGCCUGGAAAUGCCUCCACGUCAGGAUGCAUCGGAGGUAGAUGCACGUGAUGCUGGUACACCGGACAACUGGAUCAAGAGGCACCCAGCCAUGCUGCGCAACACUGGAGCACAUCCCUUCAACUCAGAGGCACCGUUGAAGCACUUGCAGGAAGCUGGUUGGAUCACUCCUCCUUCUUUGCAUGUGGUACGGAACCAUGGUGCUGUGCCGCAGCUUUCCUGGUCUGAGCACAAGUUGAAAAUCACAGGAGUGCCAAAACCCAUUGACCUCAGCAUGGAGCAGAUUGCCUCCGGAGAAUGGGGAAGCAUCGUUUCCAUGCCGGUCACCUUCAUUUGUGCAGGCAACCGUCGGAAGGAACAAAAUAUGACCAAGAAGACUGUUGGUUUUGAUUGGGGGGCAGGCGCUGUUGGCAACUCUGUUUGGACAGGGGUUCGGCUGUGCGAUGUGCUUGCAGCAGUGGGCAUCACUCGGCCUUCGAAGGAGCAUCGCUUUGUUCAUUUUGAGGGUCCCUUGGGUGAACUGCCUCAAGGCAAGACAGGUUCCUACGGAACUUCCAUUGACUUGGGCUGGGCCCUUGACAGAGAACGAGAUGUGCUGCUUGCUUUCAAGCAAAACGGAGAGCGUUUAACUCCAGACCAUGGUUUCCCAUUGCGCACACUUCUGCCUGGCUGCAUUGGGGGCCGCAUGAUCAAGUGGCUCAGCAGCAUGUGGGUCUCAGACAAGCCCUCUGAAAACCACUACCAUUACUUCGACAACCGCGUGCUGCCACCACAUGUGGAUGCGGACCUGGCUUACGCAGAAGGAUGGUGGUACAAACCGGAGUACAUCAUCAAUCACAUGAAUAUCAACUCUGCCAUGUUUGAGCCACGUCACAACUCCUUCGUGCUGGACGCGCCAAAGGCAUCUACGGAGGCGUCAACGGAGACGAUGUCUACCUUGAAAGUGUCUGGCUAUGCCUACACUGGUGGAGGCCACAAGAUCAUUCGUGCGGAGAUUUCUUUGGACUCUGGAAAGUCGUGGGAGAUCACGGAGCUCACAAGACCCGAAGAUGAGAUUGCAGAAGCUCGUGGUACUGACAAGCACUGGUGUUGGGCUUGGUGGGAGACAGAAGUGGACAUAAGAAGGCUAGAAACCUGUGAAGAAAUUUGCUGCCGUGCUUGGGAUUCCAAUCAGAACUCCCAGCCUGUGCAACUCACCUGGACCGUCAUGGGCAUGUUGAAUAAUCCGAUCUACCGGAUCAAAAUACACCGCGAGAGAGGCAUGACGUGGUUCGAACACCCAACACAGGGAUCAAUGCCUGGUGGUUGGAUGACUGAUGCUGCUGGCGAGUUCAAUGAGAAGUUUGCAGUUGAAGCAACACGUGGCAAGACGGGUAUGGCACCCAUGAGGCCAGUGGCGGCUCUGUGGACAGGCGCCAAAGCCACGCAGAAUCCAAUCUCGUUGCAGUCCAAGGUUUCCAAGGCUUCCAAGGAAUUGAACGUCAGGAGUAUCAGUAUGGCAGAGGUGAAGCAGCAUGCUUCUGAGAAGUCCUGUUGGUUUGUUGUGAAUGACAACGUCUAUGAUGGCACACCUUUUCUGAAGGAUCAUCCUGGGGGAGCUUCAUCCAUUCUGCUCGUUGGAGGCAUGGAGGCCACGGAGGAUUUCGAAGCAGUGCACUCAACACGUGCAUGGGAGAUGUUGAGCGACUACUACAUUGGCCGCCUUGGCCCGUCAAGUGAUGAGCCUGCCUUGAGCGCAGUCCAUCCGCUUACAGUCGCAAGCGUCAUAUCCUCCAUGGGUUUCGUACCCUGGCUUUUGCUGCGACCUUUGUUCGGCCUUGCUGGUCAGUUUUGGAAGGCUUUCUCUUUCUCGUUCUCACCUUUGUUUGGUGCACUCUCUGCUUUCUCGUUCUCUGGACCUUCAGCAUUCUUGAAUCCUCGAGUCAGCUUGCAGCUUUACCUUUCGGAGAAGAUUGCUGUGAAUCAUGAUACUCGCAUCUUCCGCUUCAAGUUGCCUCCAUCAAUGCGGCUGGGGCUUCCUACUGGUCAGCACAUUACUUUGAAAGCCAAGAUCGACGGCAAGCCUGUGAUGAGGGCUUACACACCCAUGACAGAUGACAGCACUUUGGGUCAUGUUGACCUGCUUGUGAAGGUGUACUUCAGAGGUGUCCACCCCAACUUUCCAGAAGGUGGCAAGAUGUCCCAGCAUUUGGAAUCCAUGAAGAUAGGCGAUGCGAUUGAUGUGAAGGGGCCCAUUGGUGAGUUUGAGUACAAAGGGAAGGGUCACUAUGUCAUGAACGGCAAGUCUCGCUUUUGCAAGGAGAUUUCCAUGAUUGCUGGUGGCACUGGCCUCACUCCGUGCUACCAGGUCCUGUCGGCCAUUCUCCGCGAUCCCAAAGACACGACCAAAGUGCGCUUUCUCUAUGCCAAUCGUACCGUAGAUGACAUUCUUGCACGAGACAUUCUGGAAGAACUGGCAGCAAAGCAUCCUGACCGCUUUGUACUGAGCCUCACUGUGGACAGGCUAACCCCUGCAGAGGAGAAAAACGCAAGCCCAGUCAAAAACUAUGCAACUUGGCAGGGGUAUGUUGGCUUCGUUGAUGGAGCCAUGACCAAAGCUGCUCUCUUCCCAGCGAGUGGUGCAGGCGUUUGCUUGAUGUGUGGACCUCCUGUGAUGCUGGAGAAGGCUUGCUACCCUGCGCUGCAUGCCAUGGGGUACGCAGAUGAUGACAUUUUUUGCUUCUGAAGCAACACUCACUACUGGAGGAGGUGCGAGCAAUCCGCUGCUUCCUUUCCAGGUCCAUGCAGGCUAUGUCAUGUUUUGGGCUUUGCUGUCCCCUUGCUACUACUGGCGGGAGCAUGGGGGCAUGUUCCAUGGCCCAGCUGUGGAUAUGUUCUUUUUUUGGCUAUCUAAGUUUUGGAGAAACAACUUUUCCGAAGACAGCAAAGGACACUCAUGCAGAAUGCAUGCUUUGCUGCCCAGAAUGAUCCUUUGCAUGGAGUGCAGGACUUUUGCAGAAAAUACCGUAUAUAGAGUUUGGCAUGAUUUGGGUAGCUCUGAAUUUCCCAGGAACAACCUUUCCAAGGACAGCAAAGGACAGUCAUGCAGAAGGCAUGCUUUGCUGCCCAGAAUGAUUCCUUGCAUGGAGUGCGGGAUCAUUUUGUUCCUGGCGGAUGAGCACCAAUGUCGCUGACAGGCUGAUCUCAGCACG
Messenger RNA from Cladocopium goreaui, 3262 nucleotides. The record is from the annotation of a GenBank genome assembly. NCBI's taxonomy places the organism in Eukaryota, Dinophyceae, Suessiales, Symbiodiniaceae.